Molecule: messenger RNA, 3656 nt
Organism: Camelina sativa (false flax)
Lineage: Eukaryota; Viridiplantae; Streptophyta; Magnoliopsida; Brassicales; Brassicaceae
Source: RefSeq, a predicted model, not a curated record
AAACCAUUUUUUUUUUUUUUAUAAAGAAACAAAAAACCAAAAAAAAAGACUUGAAAACCACCGAUCUGGGGAAUUAGCGUAACCGUCUCUCUCUCUCUCUCUCUCUCCAUUACCCAGAUCGCACUUGAUUGAGAAAAUGUCAUCUCUAAGCAGAGAGUUAGUUUUCUUGAUUCUUCAGUUCUUAGAUGAAGAAAAGUUCAAAGAAUCUGUUCACAAGCUUGAGCAGGAGUCGGGGUACUUUUUCAAUUUGAAGUACUUUGAAGAGAAAGCUAUGCUUGGGGAGUGGGAUGAAGUCGAGAAGUAUCUUUCUGGUUUCACUAAGGUUGAUGAUAAUCGUUACUCUAUGAAAAUUUUCUUCGAAAUCAGGAAGCAAAAGUAUCUCGAAGCGCUAGAUCGACAAGAUAGGGCAAAAGCUGUUGAGAUAUUAGCAAAGGACUUGAAAGUUUUUGCUACCUUUAACGAGGAGCUUUACAAGGAAAUCACUCAGCUUCUUACUCUGGAGAAUUUUAGGGAGAAUGAACAGUUAUCGAAAUACGGUGAUACCAAAUCAGCUAGGGGUAUUAUGCUUGGGGAGUUGAGGAAAUUGAUUGAGGCUAAUCCUCUGUUUAGAGAGAAGCUUGCUUUACCCACUUUCAAGGCUUCACGCCUGCGAACCUUGAUCAAUCAAAGCUUGAAUUGGCAACAUCAGCUAUGUAAAAACCCAAGGCCUAAUCCAGACAUCAAAACGUUGUUCACUGAUCACACUUGCUCACCACAAAAUGGAGCCCGUGCACCCACUCCUGUUCUUCCAGUUGGUGCUGUUGCAAAGCCUUCAACAUAUGCUCCUCUUGGGGUACAUGGUGGACCUUUCCAGCCUACGUCUGCUCCCGCUCCUAACGCAAAUGCUUUAGCUGGAUGGAUGGCAAACCCAAAUCCAUCUUCGUCAGUUACUGGUGGUGUUGUGGCCUCUUCCCCAUUUCAUAUGCAGCCAAAUCAAGUUGCUAUGCUAAAACAUCCUCGGCCAUCCUCAAACUCCCUUGGAAUGAUGGAUUAUCAAAGUGCUGAUCACGAGCAACUUAUGAAACGUUUACGGUCUGGACCAACUGGUGAUGAGGUCACAUAUCCUGCUCAUUCUCAGUCUGCCGUCUCACUUGAUGACCUCCCUCGAAAUGUAGUGAGUACAAUGCGCCAAGGGUCAGUAGUGACAAGCAUGGAUUUUCACCCUUCCCAUCACACGUUGCUCACUGUUGGUUGUUCCAGCGGUGAAGUCACCUUGUGGGAAGUUAGAUCUAGGGAGAAGGUUGUCACAGAGCCUUUCAAGAUAUGGAAUAUGGGAGCUUGUUCUGUGAACUUCCAGGGUUCUAUUGUCAAGGACCCAUCAAUAUCUGUUAGUCGUGUAUCAUGGAGUCCAGAUGGAAAUUUGAUUGGGGUUGCGUUUACUAAACAUCUGAUCCAUAUAUAUGCUUACCAAGGGUCUGAAUUACGUCAACACCUAGAGAUGGAUGCUCAUGUUGGCUGUGUGAAUGACUUGGCCUUCGCCCACCCAAAUAAGCAACUUUGUAUCGUGACUUGUGGGGAUGAUAAAGUUAUAAAGGUCUGGGAUUUGAGUGGGAAGAAACUUUAUACCUUUGAAGGGCACGAGGCACCAGUUUACUCCAUCUGCCCUCACCAGAAAGAAAACAUCCAGUUUAUAUUCUCAACUGCUCUUGAUGGUAAGAUCAAGGCUUGGCUCUAUGAUAAUGUGGGCUCAAGAGUUGACUAUGAUGCACCAGGACAGUGGUGUACAACUAUGCUAUAUAGUGCUGAUGGUAGCAGAUUAUUUUCUUGUGGUACAAGUAAAGACGGAGAUUCUUUCCUGGUUGAGUGGAAUGAAAGUGAAGGUGCCAUAAAGAGGACAUAUUUGGGCUUUAGAAAGAAAGCUUCAGGGGUAGCCUUCCCCGAUUGAGAUUCAACAAGGAAGGGAACCUUCUUGCUGUUACUACAGCUGAUAACGGAUUUAAAAUUCUUGCUAAUGGGGACGGUCUGAGGACCUUAAGGGUUAUGGAAGCUCGUUCUUUCGAAGCAUCCAGAGCAUCCACUGAGAUGAAGGUAUCCUCAUCUGCAAUGGUUACAAAUAUUGGCCCAGCUAUUGGUAAAAUGGAACAAAUGGAUAUUGGCUCUCCCACAAGGCCAACCCCUAUUCCUAACGGAGUUGAUGCAAUGUCAAGAACUAUGGAGAAGCCAAGAAACAUGGAGUCUGUUGAAAAGUCCAAACCUUCGGAGCUCAUGGAAAUUGUAGAUCCGGCUCAGUGCCGACAAGUGACCAUGCCAGAUAGCAAGGAUUCUGUUAGCAAGGUUGCUCGGCUUCUUUAUACAAAUUCGGGUGUUGGCGUUUUAGCUCUUGGAACUAAUGGUGUCCAGAGACUAUGGAAGUGGAGCCGCAGCGAGCAAAAUCCAACUGGAAAGGCUACCGCUAGUGUCACUCCACAGCAUUGGCAACCUAACAGUGGUCUCUUAAUGACAAAUGAUGUUCCGGAGAAUCCUGAGGGAACUGUUCCGUGCAUAGCCCUUUCGAAGAAUGACUCGUACGUAAUGUCUGCUUGUGGUGGAAAGGUUUCACUGUUUAAUAUGAUGACAUUUAAGGUGAUGACUACUUUCAUGCCACCGCCUCCUGCUUCAACGUUCCUUGCAUUUCAUCCUCAAGAUAAUAACAUUAUUGCAAUUGGGAUGGAGGAUUCUACUAUUCAUAUCUACAACGUCAGGGUAGAUGAGGUGAAAACAAAGUUGAAAGGCCACCAAAAGCACAUCACUGGUUUAGCAUUUUCUGCGGCUCUAAAUAUUCUAGUUUCAUCUGGUGCUGAUGCCCAGCUAAUCUUUUGGAGUGCUGACUCAUGGGAGAAGAAGAAAUCUUCAGCUAUCCCACUACCAGCUGGAAAGUCACCAGUAGGUGACACUCGUGUCCAGUUCCACAACGACCAGGUCCAUUUACUGGUUUCUCAUGAGACACAGAUAGCCAUAUAUGACGGUUCAAAGAUGGAGUGCAUUCAGAAGUGGGUGCCACAAGAAUCGCUAUCAUCACCCAUAACCUGCGCAUCGUACUCGUGCAACAGUCAACUGGUUUACGCAUCAUUUGCGGAUGGAAACAUCGGAGUCUUCGAUGCUGAAUACUUGAGACUCAGAUGUCGCAUUGCCCCAUCAGCCUACAUGCCACAACCCACACAAAACAGUGCUCCAAUCAUGCCACUGGUAAUUACUGCUCACCCUCAAGAACCGAACCAAAUAGCUGUUGGACUCUCUGAUGGGUCGGUAAAAGUUCUCGAAACCCCAGAACCUUUUAGAAGAUGGGGCGUUGCAGAGAAAGCAGGGACGGAAAAUGGACGGCCUUCAAGUGCGUCGGUGGCUAAUAACUCUGGUUCAGAUCAGAUUCAAAGGUAGAAAAAAAGGAAGAAAAAGAUGACAGAUAAAGUUAGUUGGGUUUCUUCUUUGUUAGUGUAAAUCUGUUAUAGCUUUGGUCUUUUGUGUUGGGGACAAGUAAAACGCUUUAGAGUAAAACCCAGAAGAACUCAGUAGCUGUAGUUUCGUUUUGUUAGUUUUUUUAAUGAAUGCAUCUUGUCAAAGUUUCCAUUAGUUGUCAUGUCAGAGACGGAGACAAGAAUAUUGGUUGAUCUGAUAUUGUCGAAAGUACGCAAAUUCCACAA